Molecule: messenger RNA, 1720 nt
Organism: Cheilinus undulatus (humphead wrasse)
Lineage: Eukaryota; Metazoa; Chordata; Actinopteri; Labriformes; Labridae
Product: tetraspanin-9-like
Exons: 13
Coding region: 298-1662 (454 amino acids)
Cellular component (GO): membrane
Source: RefSeq, a predicted model, not a curated record
UCCAGUAGUGAGGAGUCAGCCAUUCACCGUAGCCCUUCUGUAGAUAGCCGCGACUCCGAUUUUGCACAAGCCUCCACGUCUGGCCGCCCGUUCGGUGGCCGCGGCUUCACUGCCGGUGCAUUCUACGGCUCCACGGGGCCGCGCAAAAACGCACAGCAGGCGCAGGCUGGAGCGGCAGCUGACAGCGGCGCAGGAGACAAGAGCAACAACAAGUACAGCUCACCCAAAGGCAGCAAAUACGUAGUCUUUUACCUGGAUCUAUCCUUUGUGUUCCUUUUAGAAUUCAAGAAGUGCAACAUGGCAAGAGGCUGCCUCUGCUGUUUGAAGUAUUUGAUGUUCACCUUCAAUCUCAUCUUCUGGUUAUGCGGCUGUGGGCUGCUCGGCGUGGGCAUCUGGCUCUCUGUGUCUCAGGGCAGCUUCGCCACCUUCUCGCCCUCAUUCCCCUCAUUGUCAGCUGCCAACAUGGUCAUUGCCAUCGGCGCCAUCGUCAUGGUAACGGGCUUCCUCGGUUGCCUGGGUGCCAUCAAGGAGAACAAGUGCCUGCUUCUAAGCUUCUUCAUUGUCCUGCUGAUCAUUCUGCUGGCAGAGCUGAUACUGCUCAUCCUCUUCUUUGUCUACUCAGAUAAGGUGAGUGAGAACGCCAAGCAGGAUCUGAAGGACGGCCUGGCUCUCUACAACUCAGAGACCAACAUCGGCCUGCGAAACGCCUGGAACAUCAUCCAGGCAGAGUGGAAGUGCUGCGGUGUGAUAGCAUACACCGACUGGCACGAGGCUCUGAAGGAGACGGUGGUUCCUGACCGCUGCUGCCAGGAGCACUACCAGAACUGUGGGAGGAACUCCACCAACAUGUUCUGGAACAGGGGCUGCUUUGAGAAAGUGGAAGAAUGGCUGGAUGACAACAAGCACCUGCUGGGAACCAUCGGCAUGGUCAUCUUGGUAGUGCAGGUUUUCUCUUUGUUAAUCAUUGCAAUUGGAGUGUAUGCAAAGGUCCAGAAAGCCACAGACACGGUGCGGGACACAUUCCUCAUCGACCCGGCUGUCAUCCUAAUUGUGGUGGGGGUGGUCAUGUUCUUCAUCACUUUCUGCGGCUGCAUCGGGGCCCUCCGAGAGAACAUUCGCCUCCUCAAGACAUUCUCCUUCAGCCUGACUCUGGUCUUCCUCACCCAGCUGGCCAUCGCUGUCCUGGGAUUCUUCUACUCAGAUCAGACUCGAGACGCUUUGGGAAAGUUUGUGAAGAAAGCCAUCACACACUACAGGGAUGACCUGGAUCUGCAGAACCUGAUGGAUUACAUCCAAAAAGAGUUCAAGUGUUGUGGGUGGAACAACUACACAGACUGGUCCUGGAACCUGUACUUUAAUUGUACACUUGAGAACCCCAGCUCUGAGCGCUGUGGUGUGCCCUACUCCUGCUGCAUGCCUGUUCCUGGAGAGGCAGUGAUUAACACCAUGUGUGGUUUCGGGGUUCAAACACAAAACUACCUGGAGGCAAACAAGUCGAUCUACCCGGUGGGAUGUGCAGACAAAGCGGUGAUGUGGAUCGAGUCUCAUCUGCUGUUGGUGGGGGCUCUGGCCCUGGGUCUGGCCUUACCUCAGAUUGCAGGCAUCGUGCUGUCCCAGAUCCUGAUCUCUCAGAUCCAAGAUGAGAUUACUUCGGUGUUGUGAGAGUGGGCCAACGAGGGAAGAGGAGAAAAGAGAAAGAAGUCGCAGCGCUCGGCUCCUC